AUGUAUAUUGCAAAAAGGACCCGGCAACCCCAUGACAUCGUCCAUGUGGAAAUCUGGAUGGGAGAAGGAGAACGCAGCCUCGGAGCCAGGUGGAAAGCAGGCAAAGCUCAGGUCUUUGACUCCUACAAGUUUGUCUCAAAGACUUACGGAAACAUAGAGUACCACUUCAAGUCGAUCGAAACAUGGCUGCAAGGAGUCUGCAUCAGCCAUUGUCCGGAGCAUAAGUGGGCAUCGGCUAGACCAUUGCCCAGAAGGAAAUCGAUCUUCUCCCCUUUGAACAAGCAAGGGGAACUCGCCGAAGAGGAUGCUGAUGCUCAGAGAAGUACAUCUGAGUCACCACGGGGAAACGAGAAAACGGCGCUCAAGGUAGAAAGCAUGGAGGAAUGCGCCAGUCACUGCGGACUGAGCACCAGCAAGCAAAUGGAGGCCCUGGAUCUACAGGGUCUUUCCAGAGAAGGUUCCCCGGUCUCCAGAAGAAAUGACUCGAACCCAGAUCACAUGACAGAGGUCAGCCAAGGCCAAUGUCAAUCUUUACCCAUAAGCACCCCCCUGGAGACUGGAGGUUUGAGCGCGGAAGGCAGUGGCACUUCGUUUGAGGGAAACGUGUCCCAAGAGAGAGGGUCUAAGGGGCAGCCUCUGGAGCCGGAACCGGUGGCUCAGGGCCAGCAGGCCGAUGUGGGUGCUGCACCCUCGGAACCGAUUCGGGACUUUGUCAACAUGGCCAGAAAGUCCCGUUCCGCCUCCAAGGUCAUCUCCAAGGGACUCUUAGUGGGUGCCAAGCGAAACAAGAAAGGCAGAGCCGGAAUGCAGAGAAUGCAUCAGCACACGGAUGGACCUCCAUCAGCGGAUGCAGGAUGGAUAGAUGAACGAUCUUUAGAAAGCCGUGGGAAAGCCGCCGCCCUCCGCUUAGGCUUCCAGUGGAACCCGCUGUACUCUGAAACAGGUGAGGCUUUGGGCGGGCUCGUGAACAUCUGUCGGCAGAGCCAGGACGGCGAGCGCGGUGCCGCGAUCCGUCUGCUUCCUCCAGGCAGGCGUCCGUCGGCUCGUUCGGAGCCAGAGAAGGCCUGUGUUUCUAACUCAGCCGAAGGGGAGCUGACGAAUGAAACCCAGUCCAAAGGGAACAAAGCCAUCCAGAAAGCAUCGCUACGAAUGAACCCUCCCGAAGAAAAGAAGCCAGAAGAAGCUCCUGGGCCGGGGCCAUUCUUCUACAUCGGGGGAACAAAUGGCGUCGACAUAGUGAAUAUCUACUGCAAGAACAAAGGGUGGCAGCGAAUCUGUGACAACCGCAGGGAGGACUACAUCCUGAAGUGGUGUGAGACCAAAUUUCGGGACACCUAUUGCAACUUCAGGGAAGGGGAACAGCUGCUUUAUCAGAUCGCGAACAACAAGCUCCUCACCACAAAGAUCGGUCUUUUGGUGAACCUCCGGGAGUAUGAGCGGGUGAUGAGGAAGAUCUCCCGGAAUACAAAGUUAUUGAGAAUGGAGGAUUUUUUUCCUGAGACUUUCCGCCUGGACACCAAAGAUGAGAGAGAACUCUUCUUCGCAAUCUACACAGAGCCCCACAUUUGGAUCUGCAAGCCAACCGGCUCGAACCAAGGCCGAGGGAUUUUCCUCCUGAAAACCCAAGAGGAGAUCAAAAACUUGCAAAUCAAGCUGCAGGCCAUUGAGGACGACCCCAUGUAUAAGAAACUGCCGUACAAAAUCCCCCAGGCAAGGAUCGUGCAAAGGUAUAUUGACAGGCCGCUGCUGCUUGCGGGAAAGAAGUUCGACGUCCGGUCUUACCUCCUCAUCGCCUGCACGGUGCCAUACAUGCUGUUUUUUGGUCAUGGGUACGUCCGCCUCACCUGCCUCAACUACGACCCUACGUCGGAUGACCUCACUUCUCACCUGACCAACCAGUAUGUGCAGAAGAAGAAUCCCAUGUACACCCACGUCAAGGAAGAGACGGUGUGGCGGAUGGACCGCUUCAACAGCUACAUCAACGAGCGCUUCCGGCACGCCAAAGGGCUCCCCAAAGACUGGGUCUUCAACAACUUUACUAAGAGAAUGAAGGAAAUCAUGUUGCAGUGUUUCUUGGCCGUCAAGUCCAAACUGGAGUGCAAGCUGGGCUACUUCGACCUGAUCGGCUGCGACUUCUUGAUCGACGAAGACUUCAAGGUGUGGCUGCUGGAGAUGAAUGCCAAUCCUGCUCUGCAUACCAACUGCAGUGCUUUGAAGAACAUAAUUCCUACAGUGGUGAAUGAAACUCUGGAUUUGGCGAUCGAGAUCUUCACAAAGAUCCAGAAGGGCCAGGGGAUCCUGCCCUUGGAUUCGCUCAGACACUUCGUGCUGCUCUACAACGGGAUGUCGUCUGACAACGGGCCCCCUCGGCCCACCAAGAGCAGGACUUCCCUCCGUUCUUUGCGCGGCCACCAGUCGCAGAACGAGAGCAGCAGCAACACCGCCGGCACGGCCAAUUCCGUCAGUGGCAGCGUCGGCAGCAACCGGGUGGCAGAGAGGCAGGUGCCCAAACCUUUGGAGAAACCUCCUCGGAUUGAACUGUCUGGCCCUCCUGAAGGGAUCACCUUCCCGCCGAACAAGGCUGUCCCCCGAAAUACUCUCCCUAUGCCUCAGAUCCAGAUAUCCAUCGUCCCCAACCUCGCCAGUUGCCCCUCAGUGAAAGCCGUCUUCCGGGGUAACCACCUCUUUAGCAACGGGAACCAAUAUAUCAUCAAACACGCACCGGAGCUGGAUCGGCAGCCCGUGGGGCCCACCAAGGCCGAAAGCGGCGACGAGAAGGCCAAAAACAACCCUUUGGCUCUGGCCAGCACCGCUUCCAAAGACAGCUCCUAUGCCACGUGGUUCCACCAAACGUUCGGCACCAAAUUCCCGGCGACCGCCGGCAAGCUGGCCAGCAUCCCCUUGACCAGCUCUCAGAUGGUCUCCCUCCAUCUGCAGUCCAACAUCCCUCCAAACGUUCCCGCACUCCAAGAACCUGCCAAACUCCCCCAUCAGCUCGCCACCCACACCAAGCUGUCGACGGAGAACAGCAAGGCGGCGGUGGCGGCAGGAAACUGCCGCUACGGUGAUUCGCUCCCAGAAGAUAAGAAGGCCUCGCACCGUGGCUCCUAA
Messenger RNA from Euleptes europaea (tarantolino), 3111 nucleotides. RefSeq names its product tubulin tyrosine ligase like 10 (gene TTLL10). The transcript is spliced from 15 exons. The record is from RefSeq and is a predicted model, not a curated record. Bases 1 to 3111 code for a protein of 1036 amino acids. Lineage: Eukaryota; Metazoa; Chordata; Lepidosauria; Squamata; Sphaerodactylidae. Gene Ontology annotation, biological process: protein modification process.